This is a messenger RNA of Penicillium paradoxum, 759 nucleotides long. Its product is annotated as peroxiredoxin. Gene Ontology annotation, cellular component: cytosol; mitochondrion. Gene Ontology annotation, biological process: cellular oxidant detoxification; cellular response to oxidative stress; cell redox homeostasis. Lineage: Eukaryota; Fungi; Ascomycota; Eurotiomycetes; Eurotiales; Aspergillaceae. The transcript has 3 exons. The coding region runs from base 1 to 759 and encodes 252 amino acids. Gene Ontology annotation, molecular function: thioredoxin peroxidase activity. The record is from RefSeq and is a predicted model, not a curated record.
AUGGCUUCCAGAACUGUUCCUCAGAUGCUACGUUCCUUUAGCGCUGCUUCACGGGCUCCGUGGUCUGCCCAGGUGCCUCGUGCGCCCGCUUUCCACCGCUUUUUCUCGGCCCAAACAGAACAGCCGCGUCUGCGCCUGGGCUCAACCGCCCCCAACUUCAAGGCUGUGACCACCCAGGGCGAGAUCGAUUUCCACGAGUUCAUUGGUGACAAAUGGGCUAUCCUCUUUUCCCACCCGGCCGAUUUCACGCCUGUGUGUACAACAGAGUUGGGCGCGUUCGCCCGGCUUAAGAAUGAGUUUGACCAACGCGGUGUCAAGAUGAUUGGAUUGAGUGCAAACGGCCUCGGUUCCCACGACGAGUGGAUCAAGGACAUUAAUGAAGUCGGCUCAACACAAGUCCAAUUCCCGAUCAUCGCCGAUGCCGAUCGCAAAGUUGCCUUCCUGUACGAUAUGAUCCAUGCGGACGACCUGCAAUCGAAGGAGAUCGCGUUCACCAUUCGCUCCGUGUUCAUUAUCGACCCGAGCAAGAAGAUCCGCCUGACCAUGAUGUACCCCGCCUCUACGGGCCGAAACUCCGCUGAGGUCCUGCGGGUUAUCGACUCCCUGCAAACCGGUGAUAAGAAAGGCAUUGCCACCCCUAUCGACUGGCAGGUUGGCGAGGAUGUCAUCGUCCCUCCCUCUGUCAGUACUGCGGAUGCCAAGAAGAAAUUCGGUGAAGUUCGCGAGCUCAAGCCUUACCUGCGCUAUACCAAGGUCUAA